UGUUUACUUACAGAAAAUUCAACUGAAACAGAAAAUAUUUAUAGCAAAGUCAGAGUGUGCUAAGAAGUCAAAUGCUAUAGUACAAGAAGCAAUCCUGAAGUUGCCGACAGAAUUCCAAAAUGCCGUUAAUUCGUGCUUUGAGGCUGCUAAAAAAAAGAACGCUAAAGGUCGACGAUUCACCUUAGAAUGGAUAUACGAGUGUAUAUUGAUUCGUUUAGAAAGCAAAAACACGUAUCAAUUCCUGCGUCACAGAAAUAUUUUACCUCUUCCCUCUAUCAAUACACUAAAUAAAUUUAUUUGGAAAAUUAGCUGUUCUGCGUACGGCUUCCAGCCUGCCACUUUCUUUACCUUAAAAGAAAGAUGUCAAACAAUGGAGAAAGGAGAAAAACGAGGAGUUAUUUUGGUUGACGAGAUGAAGUUGAGUGAAGGUAUUUUUUUUUAUCAACAAUCAAUGAAAUUUUCUGGUUUUGUUGACCUCGGAAAGCAUUCCCCAGAGGAUUUAAAAAAUAAAACGGCAGAUCAUGCUUUGGUAUUCAAAUUUGUACCUUUUAAAUGUAGAUGGGUGCAAUCAUUGAGCUGUUUUCUCUCAAAGAACGCUUGCAAAAGCGAACCAUUACAUAAACUCAUCGUGGAAUGUAUAAUACUUAUGGAAAAUAGCGAGAUCAAUGUUGAUGCUGUUGUUAUGGAUGGUGCGUCUUCGAACCGAGGUGUUUGGAAAAUAUUCGGCGUAGAUGAAAAUAAUAUCAGCUAUGAACAUCCAUAUGACAGAUCACGACGACUAUGGAUGAUAUCGGAUUUCCACCAUUUAGUUAAAUGCUUCCGAACCUCGACCUUAGAUGAUAAGCUGCAUGAGUUUAAGACUUCUUUUGGGACAGUAAAGAAACGGCAUUGGGAAGCAUUGUUGGAAGAAGAAAAUUAUCGUCAGCCAAACUUGAAAAUCGCUUACAAAUUAACACCUGCGCAUUUAAAACCAAAGGGUUUCCAAGCAAUGAAUGUUCCUCUUGCUACAGAAGUAUUCGGUCAUGAAGUAUCUGUUGCCAUGACUCAUUAUCAAUCAACCUGCGACGAAUUAAAAGAUUCAACUCCGACGCAAAAAUUUAUUGAUCUAGUUUUUAACUUGAUCCAAGCGAUGUCAUCACGUAUACCGAGAGAUGCUUUAUAUGUAAAAGAUGAUUGCCGUCAAAGACAGGUAAGAUUGGUUAUGAAAACAAAAAAUAAUCAGAAGUUAAAAAAUUGUAGGUUUCUUUGGAAGAAUAUCACUCGACUAAGCUUUGGCUCGACGAUCAUGGCAGUAGUUACCACACCUAAAUUGUCAGGUACUCAAUGCCGAACGUUUAUGUGUCAUAGUAAAAGUAUCUUAGAAAAAUUUAUCGGAUGGAAAUUUUGAUAAAUUAAGCAUAUUUUAGAAUGAUUUCGUUAAU
Messenger RNA from Cotesia glomerata, 1421 nucleotides. RefSeq lists its product as uncharacterized. The transcript has 3 exons. The record is from RefSeq and is a predicted model, not a curated record. The coding region runs from base 371 to 1387 and encodes 338 amino acids. NCBI's taxonomy places the organism in Eukaryota, Metazoa, Arthropoda, Insecta, Hymenoptera, Braconidae.